UCAUUGUCCACACAAAGCAUUGUCUGUCCAGAUCAGUCAAUCUGCAUGGAUGGCUGUACAUGUUGUCCAGUGUCUACUGGAGGUUUUGGAGGCUGUCCUUUAGCCAAAGCAGUCUGUUGUGCAGAUGAACAACACUGCUGUCCAAAUGGUUAUAAAUGUAGUUUGUCAGAUGGUUCCUGUUACCUUGCUAACAUAAUACUCCCAUGGGUUGAACAUGCUCCAGCUGUUCCUAUAGAUAAGAAUGUUGAAGUUGUUGUAUGCCCUGGUGGUAAACAGGAAUGCCCCUCACAGAUGACUUGUUGUUCAGUACACAGAGAUUUAUAUGGAUGUUGUCCGGUGCCUGAUGCGGUUUGUUGUGAUGACAAAAUUCACUGCUGUCCCAAAGACUAUACAUGUAAGGAUAGCCGCUGUCUUAAUGGAGAUAUUAACUUGCCGAUGUUGGAACGUGUCUCGGCUAAAUACACCCACAAAGUAGAGUCAGUGAUGUGCCCAGAUGGUCAGUCUGAGUGUCCAGAUGGGAGCACAUGUUGUAUAUUAGCCAGUGGUCAAUAUGGAUGCUGUCCUUUACCAAAGGCUGUAUGUUGUGAUGAUCACCAACACUGUUGUCCUAAUGGCUACAAAUGUGACACGGCAGGAGGAUCAUGUCAGAAAGGAGAUGACGCCAUACCCUGGUUAAAGAAACACAAUUCUAUUCCGAUGUCUGGUAACGUAAAGUGCCAGGAUGGUUCAGAGUGUCCUAGUGGUAGUACAUGCUGUAAACUGCCUACUGGGGACUAUGGCUGCUGCCCAUAUCUUGAUGCUGUCUGCUGCAACGAUGGUCUACAUUGUUGUCCUAAAGGUUAUACUUGUAAUACCAAGGAAGGAACGUGUCAAAAGGCAUCAAUUAAUAUGUUGCCCUGGGUGAAGAGUUCAGAAGGUCUGGUUGAUCUGGUUACCUGCCCUGACAAGGCAAAAUGUCCUGAUAAAACGACAUGUUGUCAGUUGCCAUCUGACAAGUAUGCCUGCUGUCCAUUAGAACAUGCUAUUUGUUGCGAGGAUAAGAUACACUGCUGUCCAGAUUAUUUGACAUGUGACAUGCCAUCUGGAAAGUGUGUUCGCAAAUCCAUCAUAUCUAUUCCAUGGAUGGAGAAAAUCCCUACACUUAUAGAUUAUGUGAAUGUGGAUGUUUGUCCAGAUGGUCUGACAGGUUGUCUGAGUGGGCAGACUUGCACAGCUACAACCUCUGGACAAUAUAACUGCUGUCCUAUGCCAAAUGCUGUCUCUUGUGAUGGUGGUGAACACUGUUGUCCCCAUGGUUACGCAUGUGAUAAACACCAAGGAUGUUUAGAAAUGGAUAAUGUUCCCCUAUCUUCAGUACAGCUACCAUAGUAACAUCUGUUUUUGCAAGAAUUGUCUUUAUCGAGGGAACUAAAUUUGAGAAGGCAUAAUUGUAUAUUUUUUGUGAUGAUAAUUUUUUUUACAUUUUUGGCAUUAUUUUCUGUGCAAAUUAGACUAUUGUAGUUAUUCAGAAUGUUGCACUAAAUUUUUGAGCAUAUCUGGGACUUCUUAUGUUGCAGUACAGCACCCUCAGGUGUUUAAUUGUGUAAUUACUUUGUUUCUGUUGUACCUUAAGGUGGUAUUGUGAACAUUAGACAAAUCACUGCUAAAGAUUAACCAUUCCCAAAAUAUUCACUUCCUGUUUUUAAAAAAAAUGUAAUAAAGUAAUCCAUCAAUUAAAAUUGUACAAUCUUCGAUAUCGAGAUCCAUGUUAAGAAUGUUGGCAUUCAGAUAUGAUCACAUGACAUGUAUAUAAUAUCGAAAAAUUAUGCAUUCCAAAUAAACCAUGGAGGGAAUACUUUUGUUUGUUGUAUAUUGAGGGCUCGCUACUACAUACCAUAGCAUGUCCUGUUUUGAUCAAUAAGCUUCCCAUGUGUAUUGAUAUUUGGUAAUGAAUUUUCCAUAUACAAAUAAAGGUGACUUGGACAAUCUAUCAAGAAAAGUAGCUUAA
Molecule: messenger RNA, 1987 nt
Organism: Saccoglossus kowalevskii
Lineage: Eukaryota; Metazoa; Hemichordata; Enteropneusta; Harrimaniidae
Product: progranulin-like
Cellular component (GO): extracellular region
Source: RefSeq, a predicted model, not a curated record